AUGAGUCAUCAUCUUCAGCAUCAAAUGCAAUCACAACUUUUGACAACACCAUUAACGGACAGAUCAAAUACUGCUAUUACGCAAUCAUUGGAUUCUGAUAUAAUUAUGGGAAAUACAAUGCCAUCAUCAUUUCUUGAAAUGAACUUAUCAUCACAAACAUUGCCAUCAACAACAAAUGGUUUGUCGAAUGAUGUAGAAGGGAAUCGUUCUACUCGUAACAGUUUAACAGAUGACAGUAAUCCUAAUAACAACAAUAGUUCACAAUGUAAAUCACCCCUUUGGCUACCACCAGUUACACCGUAUACACUACUUGGCUUAUUAAAACCUCAUUUAACACAAUCAGGUUUAUUGCCAAAUCCAAAUCAUCCUAGUCAACCGGUUGCUCCACCUCCACCUGCGCCUCCACCUCCCCCUGCAUUUCCACUUGCACCUUCUGCCCAACAUAAUUCUAUGCAACAAACAAAUCCUGGGACGAUAAUGUUAAGUACGAAAUUAUGUGAAGAUCUAAUGAUGGGACAGCAGAGUAAUCUGAAAUCAUCACAACAUCAUAUUUCAUCAGUGUCUUCUACAUAUCUUUCAGAACUUUUAAAUCAUCAAUCACAAACAAAUUGUGGAAAGAAUUCAGUGCAUGCUUUAUAUGAGAAAAUAUUAAUCGGUGAACUGGAUCAACUGCAUAGAUCCCUUGAACAACGAUGUCUCCUAUCGAAUACAUUUGAUUCUAAUAAUCUGUCAGUCUUAUGUACAGAAGAUGGACGUGAGAAUACGAAUACAACUAUGACAGGAUCAGGAGCAAUGACAUCAGCUGGACUGAAAUCUGGUAGUCCAGCUCUUGGUACAAAUCUACCAGCGUUGACUACAGAUCCAGCGAGAGCAUUACUUAUCGCUGGACAAGUUUGUGAUUGGCCAGGUUGUGGAGCUGUCCUUGGACCAGAUACUUCUUUUAUUGAACAUUUGAAUAGGACUCAUCAAUUAUCGCUACAAGCACUUGCUCAAGUAGAAGUAUGCGCAUCACGUUUAGAGUUGUACUUAAGAACAGUACGUAAGGAAUCCCAGCGUUUAAAUGCAAUGGUUCGACAUUUAGUUAGUCGAGCACGUAGUAGUACUUCGUCUUGUUCUUCUCCCUUCGAUUGGCCAUCUGUUGGUUCAACUAGUGUUGUUGCUUCUACUGAGAACAAUCCUACUGUCUCUACAUGUGUGCCAAGGUGUACUACUAAUGUUCAGUCAAUGCUUCCACUAGGUGCAUUUAAUUGGAGCACAAAUAAUGGACAUGUAGAUGCCACAAUCAACUCUAUGGCAAAUGGGACAAUGGAAUUAACUGAAAAGACAGAUAUAGAAUCAUCCUCAUUUUAUGAAACACAAAAUCAAAGUUUAAAUCCAGUUUAUCGUGGUGAUAGUCUUUUACACUGUAGUCCAGUGUGUAGUACAGCAACUAGUACAGCUGAAUCAUGGUGUACAGAUCAAAUGCUUGUUUCAGAUUGUACCAUGUCUAUGCUACGUGAUUUACCUUUACAUCAUAGACGAAGCGCAGUGCAUGCACUGGCAUCACGUUGGUCAACUUCAGGUCCUUCAGGGUUAGAUACUUUUGCAUCGAAUGGAUUGACAAGUCAAAUAUCAAAUAACAAUAAUUUAUCCCCUACUCUACCAGUAUUCCCAACUAAUCCUAACGACUGUACAUCAGCCUCAUCACCACCAUCAGCACCACUGAAUUCAACAGAAAAGUUACCUAUUCAACCAUCAUCGAAUUCAUGUCAUCCAGCAUUAAUAGCUAGUGCAGCUGCAGCCUUGUUAUCGAGUGUUUCAAGUCUACAGAAUCAAAUUACCAGUAUGUCAACACAUCCUGCUGCUCCUGCUGGUGGUGUUUGCGGCCAUCAAAUACCAACAACAACAAUAACAACAACAACAACAACAGACCAAUCAGCCCCCUCUAAUCCUGCUGCUGCUGUUAUGGCAGUUGCCGCGGCUGCAGCCGUCGCUGCUUCCGGUUUAUCCAAUUCUCCACCUAUCUCUUGGCUUCCAAGAACUACGAACAGCAGUGGCGGUGGUGGUGCAACGGCGUUUUUCGACUCUUCUCCACCGACAAAUCUCAUAACACCAUUUGAUAAAACAGCAAAACAACGUAGAUUCGAUACAAGACCAGAGGAAGUAAGCAGUUUACUGACAAGUACAACAACACCUGCACCUACACCUACAUCUGCAUUAACAAUACCACCAACAGUUCCUCUACCAGCAAUGAAGUUACCCAGUCGAACAAAGAGUAGAGAUCAGGCUAAAUUAUCUUUAAAUCAUGAAUUGUCUGGUGGAGAAUUCGAAAAACAGAAUAAAAUAACUGAUAGUUUGGAAAAACCCUCUGUUCAUUGCAAUUUACCAGAAGCUAUGGAUACUGACACUUCAAGAACGUGUGACAAUUCUAAUUAUUCUUCCUCACUACCUUCAGUCGGUGGAUUAUCUUCUUCUUCAUCGUCGUCAUCAUCAUCAACAUCAUUAGCAGCAGUGGGAGCAGGAGGAGGCUCAUCAGGAACAAUGACACCUGCAAUAACAAUAAUUCCAUCUUCAGUAACAGGAUCCAUUAACAAUACAACAUUAGUAACAACAGCAUUACCGUCAGCAUCAUCAUCAGUAUCUUCACCAACAAUUACAACAGCUGUUGUUACUACUACAACAUCAACAUCAUCGACUAAUACUACUACUACAACGAAUACAUCAUUAACUCAAAGACAGUAUUAUCGAUCACAUUGUGCACGUCCAAGAUUUACAUAUGCUACUCUAAUACGCCAAGCGAUAUUAGAAUCACCAGGUCAACAAUUAUCAUUAAGUGCUAUUUAUGUUUGGUUACAAAGAGAAUUCGCCUAUUUUCGACAGAAUGAAGCAACAUGGAAAAAUGCUGUAAGACACAAUUUAUCAUUGCAUAAGUGUUUUCGACGAUUGGAGACAACAUCUGGAUCUGUAUGGGUCGUCGAUGAAAGUGAAUAUCAACGACGCAAAGCUAAACGUGCAGUACGUUGGUAUCCCAAUAGCAGUGGAGCAAAACAUCAAGGUUCGGUGAAAUCUGCACGAGUUGAAGUUGUAGCCACAACGCAAGAUGCAUCGAAGAGCACACUGACACCACCUUCACAUCCAAUGCAACAAACGCAACCAUCAGUAAUAACAAGCACAGACACAAUGAUGCUCGUCGAUAUGCAUUCUACAUCCUUGUCUUCACCAAUUCAUGCAUUAACAACCACAACAGAAUCGUAUAAUCCAUCCAAAUCAUCACCGAAAUCAGGCUUCUCUCCAGAAGUAACUACACCGCUUCGCGGAGUUGUCUCGAGUUCGGGGACAACUCCAUCUCAAUCAUCUCCACUACUGUCAGCUCUACUCUUACCAGGCUUCAAUAACAAUAAUAAUAAUAGUCAAGAAACUCUCCUAAGUAGAACAUCCUCGCUGAAUCAAACGAACUUUAUUAAAACAGAACCUGAAAUGAUGAAUCCUUCAAUUGGCAUUUCAACAACAUCGUUGACAGUUGUCGCUACAGGCUAUAAUGAGAAUCUUAGCAAUGAUAAUCGUGAGGGUAAUGGUGAUAGUGUUGAGGAUGCUGAUACUGGUGAUGGUAAAAGUCCUGUGAAUAAUAAUAAUAAUAAUGCUGAUAAUCAAACGCCUCAUUCUUCGCCAGUGUACGCUAACACGUCUGUUAUCGCUACAACAACGACAACACCAACGCCAACAAGUCCAGUAUCGUCAGUUAUUGGUGCUACCACUGGGAAUAUGAAUGAUGAAUUACAGUCAUUAAUUCCAGUGACUACUGCUAUGAGUUUAGCAACAAUAACUUCGACAGAUACUAACGGUGAAUUAGACAAUCAGUUAAUGGAUAUUGACAAUGAUUUAGAGUCAUCGAAAUCGGAUAUUGAAAUGAUGACGAUAAUGAGCCCGACAGUAUUGGAUAAACAAUGCGUCAACAAGUCAAUAAAUGUUAGUGAACAUAAUCCACCGUCUACUGAACUUUUAUCAGAAGAGUCAUCCACAUUACGAAUGUCUCAAAUGCCUCUAGAUCCUGUUUACACUUCAUUCGAUAAUAAUACUAAUAAUAAUACAAUUGAAACAAGCGAAGAUGUAAUUUCUACAGAUAACAUAAUGAUAGUGGUGAACAAUACUCCUGCUACUACUACUACUACAACUACCACUAUCACCACUACUCAAGUGAAUGAGAGUGUGAGUGGUGUUGAUGAUGGUGAUAACCUUGAAGCCGGUGACAAUGGUGUAGGCAACAGUAGCAGUAGCAGCGGUAGUAGUAACAAUGUUAUAACAUCAGCAUCUAAUUCAAAUUCAAGAAAAUGGCCAUCUAUUCGUCUUGUGCCCAAUUUAUUACGUCAUCCUACAAAGUAUACUACAAUUUAA
This is a messenger RNA of Trichobilharzia regenti, 4371 nucleotides long. NCBI's taxonomy places the organism in Eukaryota, Metazoa, Platyhelminthes, Trematoda, Strigeidida, Schistosomatidae. The record is from the annotation of a GenBank genome assembly.